UUUCUCUGCAUAAAAUACCCAUCCUCUGUUUUAAACCUUCCACGUCAAAAACCGGUCUAUUCUUGAAUUUGUUUGUAUCCUCUGAGAUUACAGAAUACAACAGCACAGCUUCUGUCACUGGAAAAUUUGACUCCGUUUCUUCAUUAGUUCUGUUCCUGACAGAGGUCUUGCUGUGAAGUUUUACGUUUCUUACUUGCUUUCUCUCUUCUUGUAUGGACGCUGUGGCUGAACAAUGCUUGUGGGUUUCUUUUAAUCUCUGAAAUGCAGGAUAUGAGGUGUAUAUACACAAUGUGUAUCUGCAUUGGGCGGUGAGCAUUGGUGUGGAAUGUGUGAAUAAGCGGUGUUGGUACAACUGGUUAUGGAUCAGUUCAUAGUGCAGUUUGAAGAAAGUACGAUCACAAAGCUCAUGGGUCAUACAUUUGCAUUUAACAGAGGCAGAUAUUGUAGUUCACGGGGUUCGAACGCUUUGUCACGGGCUCCCAUUCUGUAACGUGGGAAGACCCCAACGAGAUGUGCAGCAAAUCAUGUCGGUGACUCAGAAAUUCCCAUUUAUCAGUGCUUGCCUUGCUGGGUAUAUAGAUGGCCUCCAUGAAGCUGGGAUAAUUUGGGAGAAAUAAGUGCAGUAGCUGCAUGAGAACAGGGUAAAUGAGAUAACAAGGGAUGAUAUUCCUGUAUGUGUUGGGCUUGAUAUGCAUGGAAAUUACCAACCAGGACUUAUCUUCUAGAGGGGCUGUAUGAUUUUUCCUGGUUACAGUUGUCAGGUGGUGAUAUACUUGACUUCAAGAUGAAAGAAGAGUUUGUGAGCGACAUCAAGCCGAGAGCCACUUCCAAAUUGCCAGACCAAAGAAAUAGGAAUGGUAACACUGCUCUCAGGCCCAGAGACAAUGGAGUGCUAGUGUCUCAAACGACAAAUGCGGUUGGAAAAGAUAAAAAGAACAGAUUAAAGCCAAAUGAAGCUAAUAAGAAAGGAGAUCAUGCUUCAUUGGUGUUUGGGAAAGUAGAGACUGCAAUGGGUGUCCAGAAUGGUCCUUCAGUUCCCUAUCUGGAUAUUCCUGAGGACUUUGCGUUGAAUCACAAACCAUUGUUAGCCACCUCUCGGCAAAGCUCAAAGUUUUCAAGCAGUGAUAACUGUUCUCGUGUGAAGCGCUCUUUGAUGGGUGAUUUUCCCCGGGCUCCAAAAGCUUCUCAAGUGUAUCCACAUGAUUCUGAAUGCAGUUUGACAAAAGACACUAAUUCGACCGAGUUAGAUCAGCUGAGAGCAUUAGUACAAGAACUGCGGGAAAGUGAGGCAAAGCUUCAAAAUGAACUUCUUGAAUAUAAGGGGGUAAAUGAAGUAGUGAAUAAGAUUCCUGACCUGGAAAGAGAGUUAAACAUACAGAGGACUGAAGCUAAAAGCUUUGGUGAGAUAAUAGGUCAGUUGGAAGCAGAGAAAAUGAAAAUGUCUCAAGAGUUAGCCCAUUAUCCCAUUCUAAUGAAGGAGAUUGAGGAAGCAAGAACCAAGAUCAGAGAGCUUCAAAAUCAGCGUCUUACAGAGUCUAGGCAUGCAAAAGAAGAUAACCUGCAGCAAUAUAGGGAAAAUCAUUUGAAUCAAUUGGAAGUUGAAGUUGUCGAACUGCGCCGUGUAAACAUGGAAGUUCAGCACCAAAAAAGAGAACUUGCAAGUAAGCUUGCUGCAGCGGAAUUACAGAUCAUCUCUCUUGGAAACCUCACUGAGAGUGAUAUGGUUGCAAAGGUUGAAGCUGAGGCAUCUAAACUGAGGCACACAAAUGAAGAUCUAUGCAAGCAAGUUGAAGGCCUACAAAUGAGUCGAUUCAGUGAAGUUGAGGAACUUGUUUAUUUGCGGUGGGUCAAUUCAUGUUUACGUUAUGAGCUUCGCAAUUCAAGUAAAACCCCUGCAAAGAUAUCUGCAGUAGACUUGAAGGAUGAUUUGAGUCCAAAAUCUCAGGAUAUUGCUAAACAGCUUAUGAUGGAAUACGCAAUGCCUGAGCAAUCAGUAUCUCACAGAAAACACCAUACAGAUAAUGAUUCAGAAAGUUUAUCAUCUUACUCUUCUAAUACAUCGGAAGUUACAGAACUUGAUGAUGUGUCAAUGGAAGCCUUUCCAGGGCGUUUUACUACUUCAAAGAAACCUGGUCUGAUUCGAAAAUUAAAGAAUUGGGCUACAAGUAGUGAUGACAGCCAGCUGUUACAUGGUGAGUACCUUUCAGAAAAGAGUGGUGAGAAGGGUCACUCCAGUAGGACCAGUCCAAGGCGAAGACAUUCAAUCAGUGGACCGAAAGAGUCCAUUGAACAUUUGAUGCUGCAAAACAAGAGAGAAAGUGCUGACACAUGUAAACCUAAUGAAUCCAAAAACAGGGAAGGAACUAGAGUCUCUUCUUUUGAUUCUACAGAUUCCCAAUUGGUCAAGUUUGAUUCUUUGGAGGACAUGCACAAGUCUCUCUCCUCAAAGGCUAGAUUUUUUGAGCGACCAAAUGACAUAGCUGCUUCUUUCCAGAUUAUAUCAAAGACAGUAUCUGGAAACUUGGAGGACAAGUAUCCUGCGUUCAAGGAUAGACAUAAGUUGAUUGUUCAGAAAGUUGAACAGGCAGUUCCUCAGAAAGUUGAGAAUAUGAAGGUUGAAAAGUCUUCAUUAUCAUUACAGCAACCUGAAGUAAUUCAAAUGGCACCUGUAGAAACUGAAAAGAGAGCACUGAGAAUAGCUAAGCCCCCUCCCAAACCUUCAGAAACCACUACUGCAACUAGUGGACUUCAGAAGAGUUCCAUUAGUGUGACUCCACUGCCCCCUCCUCCUCCUCCUCCUCUUCCACCACCCUCUACAUGUAAAGGAAUCAAAGGUGCACCCCCGCCCCCACCACCACCUCCUCCCCCAAAAUUUUCAGCAGCUGGAGCAAAUACAAUGCAAAGAGCCCCACAAGUAGUUGAAUUUUAUCAAUCAUUGAUGAAAAGGGAUGUGAAGAAAGAUUCUUCUGGAAGUGGACUUGUUGAUGCUCCAAAUGUGGCAAAUGCUCGCAGUAGCAUGAUUGGAGAAAUUGAGAAUCGUUCGUCACAUUUACUAGCUAUAAAAGCGGAUGUGGAGACACAAGGUGAUUUUGUUCGGUCCCUGAUAAGAGAAGUGAGAGGAGCAGUGUACACUAACAUUGAAGAUGUUUUGGCUUUUGUUAAGUGGCUUGAUGACGAGCUAUCCUUCCUGGUUGAUGAGAGAGCUGUCUUAAAGCAUUUUGACUGGCCCGAGAGGAAAGCUGACGCUAUGCGAGAAGCUGCCUUUGGGUAUCAGGAUUUGAAAAAGUUGGAACUCGAAGUUUCAUCAUAUGAAGAUGAUAUUCGUCAGCCUUGCGCUGCUGCUUUGAAAAAGAUGCUAGCUUUAUUGGAAAAGUCUGAACGUAGUGUCUAUAACCUGUUGAGAAUGAGAGAUAUGGCAAUGGCUCGCUACAAAGAGUUUCAGAUUCCAACCGAUUGGAUGCUUGAUACUGGAAUUGUCAGUAAGAUAAAGUUUGCUUCAGUAAAGUUAGCAAAGAAAUACAUGAAAAGAGUAGCUGUAGAGCUUGAGUCAAAGGUGUGCUCAGAAAAAGAACCUGCACAGGAGUUCCUGCUUCUGCAGGGUGUGCGGUUUGCUUUUAGAGUUCAUCAGUUUGCAGGAGGAUUUGAUGCAGAAAGUAUGCGUGCGUUUGAAGAACUAAGAGAUCUUGCUCAUAUGAAUCAUAAGAAAUCACAAGAUCGACAGUAUGCAGUUUUACCAGCUACGUAAAAUUGCAACAUAUAUUUUGAGGGUCGCUUUGUCCUUAAUGUCAUGCGAUCAAAUUCUGCUAGAGAGAUUAUGACCUCUUUUGGAAGGCUGUACUCAUGUCAUGAUAGCUUGUGGAAAAGGUUUUUCAUAAUUAAGCUUUAGCUAGGUCAUAAUAUCUUGUCUCCAAAUUUGAUCUAAAUGACAGAAAUGGAAUAGAUGCAUCUUGUGUUUCUA
Molecule: messenger RNA, 3958 nt
Organism: Cryptomeria japonica (Japanese cedar)
Lineage: Eukaryota; Viridiplantae; Streptophyta; Pinopsida; Cupressales; Cupressaceae
Product: protein CHUP1, chloroplastic
Exons: 9
Coding region: 785-3745 (986 amino acids)
Biological process (GO): chloroplast organization
Cellular component (GO): chloroplast outer membrane
Source: RefSeq, a predicted model, not a curated record